Myodes glareolus (Bank vole) is the source of this 3080-nucleotide messenger RNA. It is a transcript of the gene Avpr1b, whose product is annotated as arginine vasopressin receptor 1B. Gene Ontology annotation, molecular function: vasopressin receptor activity; peptide binding. Gene Ontology annotation, cellular component: plasma membrane. The record is from RefSeq and is a predicted model, not a curated record. Gene Ontology annotation, biological process: positive regulation of vasoconstriction; regulation of systemic arterial blood pressure by vasopressin; cellular response to hormone stimulus. Lineage: Eukaryota; Metazoa; Chordata; Mammalia; Rodentia; Cricetidae.
AUGGAUUCUGAGUCUUCUUUGACCGCCGCUCCCUCCCCGGGGGGCACUCUGUCUGUCCCCAAUGCUACCAUACCCUGGCUGGGCAGGGAUGAAGAACUAGCCAAGGUGGAGAUUGGUAUCCUAGCUACUGUCCUGGUUCUGGCCACAGGGGGCAACCUGGCUGUACUACUGACCCUGGGCUGCCAGGGCCGCAAGCAGUCCCGCAUGCACCUGUUUGUGUUGCACUUGGCCCUGACUGACCUGGGCGUGGCGCUUUUCCAGGUACUGCCUCAGUUGCUCUGGGAUAUCACCUACCGCUUCCAGGGCUCUGACAUCCUCUGCCGGGCCGUCAAGUAUCUGCAGGUGCUCAGCAUGUUUGCUUCCACUUACAUGCUGCUGGCCAUGACGCUGGACCGGUACCUGGCUGUCUGUCAUCCCCUUCGCAGCCUCCAGCAGCCCAGCCAUUCCACCUACCCUCUUAUUGCUGCCCCCUGGCUGCUGGCUGCCAUCCUCAGCCUCCCUCAGAUUUUCAUUUUUUCUCUGCGAGAGGUGAUUCAGGGCUCAGGGGUGUUGGACUGCUGGGCAGAUUUCUAUUUUCCUUGGGGGCCACGGGCCUACAUCACCUGGACCACCGUGGCCAUCUUUGUGCUACCCGUGGCCAUGCUCAUAGCCUGUUAUAGCCUCAUUUGCUGUGAGAUCUACAAGAACCUUAAAGUGAAGACACAGGCUGGCAGGGAGGAAGGAAAGGGCUGGAGGACUUGGGAGUCCUCAUCUUCUGCCCCCGCUGCGGCCACUGGAAGGCUGCCGUCCCGGGUCAGCAGCAUCAGCACCAUCUCCAGGGCAAAGAUCCGAACUGUGAAGAUGACCUUUGUCAUCGUGCUGGCCUACAUCGCUUGCUGGGCACCCUUCUUCAGUGUCCAGAUGUGGUCUGUGUGGGAUGAGGAUGCCCCUGAUGAAGAUUCCACCAAUGUGGCUUUCACCAUCUCCAUGCUUCUGGGCAACCUCAGCAGCUGCUGUAACCCCUGGAUCUACAUGGGCUUCAACAGCCACCUGCUGCCACGUUCCCUGAGUCACCGUGUCUUCUGCAGGGGUUCCCAGCCCCGGGUGCACAGGCAACUCUCCAACAGCAGCCUUGCUAGCCGCCGCACAACACUGCUGACCCACUCCGGUGGUCCCUCUACCCUCCGCCUCAGCCUUAACCUCAGCCUCCAGGCAAAGCCCAGGCCUGCCGAGUCACUGAAGGGUUUAGAGCAGAGGGCUGGAGAAGCCAUCGUGGAGACCAGCAUCUUUUAGAGAGGAUUCCCUGGAACCCGGCUCUGCACAUCUCAGGCAUUGGGAAUGAGGAAGAAUAGGGUUGGUGGUGGUACUGAGCAGAGCCUAGUUUGAAGCAGUCUAAAGAGGCUAGAAUGGCUGCCACUACCCUAGGUAUCAUGGCAGCCUCUAGUGAGCACUGGCCAUUCUCUCUCAGUUUUAGAUUGCUGGAAACCAGGCGGGUCAAAUUCCCUGUUUCUUUCACAUUCAUAAGGGCACCCACAAGUGUACCCAACUGGUGGAUAUAGAAUUCUGGAUGGCGCUAUCAGCUCAGAGGCUUGCCUCAUGACUUGGCUAAUUGUCCCCAUUCUAACCUGACUGGUACAUCUCAGUGCCACCGGGAGAGAAGAGAAGAGAAGAGAUUAUUAGAAGAAGAACAGGUGUGUGGGAAUUCCAGCUACACCCAUCUGUCUACAGAAAUGAGGCAGUUUGAUGGUGAUGUGGUACCUCGUACCCGAUGAUGAUGAUUUGGGACUGAUACCAAGUAGGGACAAAGUAAAUGCUAGCUCUUCUCCUACUACUGGAUGGGUGGCCUGGGAACACAUCCUGGGUUCUCAGUGGUAUGGCUCACUGGUGCUGAGACAGGGAGAAGGAGCAGAGGGAAGGCAGAAAAAAAUGGUCACGAUACAAUCAGGAGAAGGAAUAAGGCUGAGAGGCCACAGGCCUAGGAUCUUCCUCCUCGUCUCCUCCAGACUGUGUGGAAUAGACUUCCUUUCUGAAAACAGCUGACAUGGUCCUGGCUCUAGAGGUCACUGAGGUUCUAAGAGAAGCUGGAAUCAAGGUCUCUGCUCUGUCCUGGGAAGCCACCUCCACUUCCAAGUCUCAGCUUCCUCACCUAUAGCGAGAUGGCCUCUAGAGUCUUUCUCGGCUCUAGUCGGCCAUGACUUUGCAAGGCCGGAAUGGGUAAUAGCACAAACCCACAAAGGGCAUUCUAGCCAGCAGGCUCUAGGAUUGCCCCAUUUUCAUAAUUGCGUAUUCUCCUUUACUUCAGUUCUGCUAGGUUCCACCACACCAGAGAGGGUCCCUUUGACCUCUGCAUUGCUGAAUCCUCCUGAGAUAGGAAGAAGAGAUAGCGAAGAAAGGUGAAACCUCAGGCCUGGUCCCACUUUUCCUGAUUAUUUCCAGGGGAGCUAAAAUCUUAGAGGAACUUCCCUGCCUUCAUUCUGGGUCUCAGGGACAGCCAAGAUUAUACAAAAAGCACCAGUCCGCAGCAGGCCAGGGCAGCUGGGUCCUGGUCCUGGCCUAGCAGUGACUACAGUCAGUAGCGUGCUGAGCCUGGCUAGCUCAGUAGGAGAGUUCAGACGACGUGGGUAUACAUGCGGUUUGCAGUCACGAUGGAUCUGCAAGCUUUUGAGGGAAACUCUAAGGGUCAGGCUCGCUCCCCCAUGCCUUGGGGAUCUCUGAAGAGUGAUUGUGCCUCUGUAAAGACACUGCUCCUGUGUCAGCUUGACACAAACUAUGCUCAUCUUGGAGGAGGGAACCUCAGCUGAGGACUUGCCUUGAGCAGCCUGGUCUGGGCAUUUUCUUGGCUGGUGAUUGACGUGGGAGGGCCUGGCUAUUGUGAGUGGUGCCACCCUUGGGAAAGUGGUCAUGGGCUGUAUAAGAAGGAAGACUGAGCUGAAGACAUCCAUACAAGUAACAUCAUACAGACUGGGCGGUUUAUAUUUAUUUAGGGAAUAUAUAUGUAUGUGCAUAUAUGUAUGUAACAACCAUUGAUGAAAAAAGAGGACAUGAAUUUGAAAGCGAGAAGGGAAGGGUAUAUGGGAGAGUUAGGACGGAGGAAAGAGAAG